This is a messenger RNA of Phytophthora infestans T30-4, 1035 nucleotides long. RefSeq lists its product as uncharacterized. The record is from RefSeq and is a predicted model, not a curated record. The transcript is spliced from 3 exons. Bases 1 to 1035 code for a protein of 344 amino acids. Lineage: Eukaryota; Oomycota; Peronosporomycetes; Peronosporales; Peronosporaceae.
AUGGUGCUUAACCGAAGCUACUGCGGCCGGAACGCCCCGCGAUGGCUGCCGCUGUUGCUCGACAUUGUUUUGGCGACCCUAUCCUUGCUGCUGGACGUGCGCGAUCUGUGGUUCAAGCUGCAAUGGAUUGGUCCCCUCGACACCUUUUCGUUCUCGACAGUAUAUAUAAAAUCUCUGCCUGCGUCGAACGCUGUUCCAUUGCAAUCGACGGCGUCAUUUUCGUAUGCGAACCAAAAGUUGCAGCGAGACUCAGGCUGGAGCUCUUUCCUGGAAAAAUGUGAGUCGCUGUUGCCCUUACUAGAAGAAGACAACACGCGUGGAUUUCGCCAUGCAGUCGGAAAGAACUGCCAGAUCGGGUCCAGCACCAGCACUGCUCGAGCCAUUGAGGUUUUCCUCACAAGCAGUAUCCGCGUUGAUUCCAUGACAUGGGCAGCAUGUGAGCUACUGUACAAACACCGCAAACCGCCCAUCUGCUAUUCCCCGAUUGUCACCCAUGAUGCGGAGACAGAGCUGAUUGAGCUGCUUGAAGUGAUCAGCCAAAGCACGCCGAUAUCUGCGACGGUAUGUGUGGAAGGAUUCAUCAUCAAAGGACCAGGAAUGUACUCUACGCUGAUAUAUGGAUGUGGAAGUCCCAGCUUCUAUCGAAGCGUUCUGUUUGCAAGCUCUACCUCCAAGGCCUCACAGUUUCUGCGAGACAAGGCGUGGCUGACGUCGGACAGUCUGGGAUUUAUGGGAAUGACUCUCUUCAUACGUGAAAACCACCGCACUAUAUUCAUACUGCACGGCGCAACUAAAAGCAACGGCGACAGGAUACUGGAGCAUCGAUCAAUGCGCAAUAUAUCUGCAUCUGGUUCUCUAUACAUUAGUAUGAUUAUGGCAGAUCUUGCUUUACUGGCAUUUUCCAUUCGCAGCGUGGUCGAGAUCUCUCGAUAUAUGAUGUGGGCUUUGUGGAAGCCACUAGUCGCCUCCGAGUAUCAGAUUUCUUCCGCACAGACGACAAGAAUGGGCUUUGGGGUCGAAGAUUAUACACGAUGA